This is a messenger RNA of Aspergillus sclerotioniger CBS 115572, 2039 nucleotides long. Its product is annotated as putative siroheme synthase. The record is from RefSeq and is a predicted model, not a curated record. Gene Ontology annotation, molecular function: uroporphyrin-III C-methyltransferase activity. Gene Ontology annotation, biological process: sulfate assimilation; siroheme biosynthetic process. The transcript has a single exon. NCBI's taxonomy places the organism in Eukaryota, Fungi, Ascomycota, Eurotiomycetes, Eurotiales, Aspergillaceae. The coding region runs from base 301 to 1968 and encodes 555 amino acids.
UGUGUUCUGUUAGCAAUCUCUGAGAUAGGCUUAUCGACGUGGAUGAUGCGCUGAGUGGGAGAAACGUGAUCGUUAUCUGCAAUUACUGCCCGUUUCAUCUCCGCGGAAUUGAGAAAACUUGGAACCUUAAUCGAUUGACUGCGUUUCUCCGUGGGCAUGCAAAGAUAAAUCUACGCGGAUCUCCCCAUUCAGACUCUCGCUUGCUUGGCACUGGCAUUUCAUUUCAAACAAGAGACUUGACAAAACUCGAGGAACAGUUCUGAGCAUAAGACUGCAAGACCCCGCAGUGGCAAUUUCAAGAUGAGGGAUGCAUCGGAUAGCGGAUCCUUAGCACCUUUACUGACGGCCGUGAACGUCGAGUCCCAUGUGCAUUUGAUCAUCGGGUCCAACCCUCUUGCAGCAGCUCGCUGUGCUAAAAGCAUCGAAGCUGGUGCAGAGCCGGUCCUCAUUGCCCCGGACACAGAGGAACUGCAGUAUACGUUGGUCGAGCGGAUUGAGAACGACUCCGUGAAAUGGAUCCGCAGAGAGUUCGAGGGUGCCGAUCUUACGAGCCUAGGGAGAGAGGAAGUCGACUGUGUUGUAGACAUGGUCUUCGUCACUUUAGGCGGAAACAACCCAACGAGUGCACAUAUCUCCAAGCUGUGCCGUCGUCUGAGAAUCCCAGUGAAUGUGUCCGACGCUCCGGACCUCUGCACAUUCAGCUUGCUGUCCACAUACUCGGAUGGCCCUCUUCACAUCGGUAUUACGACAUCAGGACGCGGCUGCAAGCUGGCCUCCCGACUCAGGAGAGAAAUCUCGUCCGGACUUCCAUCAAAUCUCGGGAAUGCCAUUGACAGGCUUGGUGCAGUGAGAAAGCGCCUCUGGGCCGAAGAUUAUGCUGCCGGACUGUGCGAUGCACCUCUUGAGGGCGACGAAGAUGAUUCGACCGGCCAACGGCAUACUUUCAACACGUUAGUCACAGAAGACGAUAUCUCCGCAGCCAGAACCCGCCGCAUGCGCUGGCUAUCUCAGAUUUGCGAGUACUGGCCCCUUCGCAAACUGGCCGCUAUCACCGAUGAAGACAUCAAUGCCAUCCUGGAAGCGUACUCAUCUGGCAAAGAAGGGCCCAAAGAUAUCGGCGGCCGGGAGUCUUUGUCAAAGAAAGGGAAAAUUGUUCUUGCCGGCUCUGGCCCAGGACACCCAGACCUACUCACUCGCGCGACAUACAAUGCCAUACAAACAGCGGAUAUCAUCCUCGCCGAUAAACUCGUCCCCGCACCGGUUCUGGAACUGAUCCCACGCAGGACCGAAGUCCACAUCGCGCGCAAGUUUCCAGGCAACGCAGACCAGGCCCAAGAGGAGUUCUUGAAAAUGGGAAUAGACUCUCUGCGUCGAGGAAGACACGUCCUUCGACUGAAGCAAGGCGAUCCGUACCUCUAUGGCCGGGGAGGCGAAGAAUUCGAAUUCUUCCGAGCUGAAGGAUACACACCAGUAGUCCUUCCCGGCAUCACCAGUGCACUGAGCGCUCCCCUCUUCGCAGACAUCCCCUCCACGCACCGCGGCGUGUCCGACCAGGUUCUGAUCUGCACAGGCACCGGACGAAAAGGCGCCGCCCCAGAACCCCCUACUUACGUUCCCACACAAACCGUCGUCUUCCUAAUGGCCCUACAUCGUCUGUCCGCGCUCAUAGAAUCAUUGACUACCGAGCCAGCAGAGGGCUUUCGUCCACGGAUCCCCUGGCCACGAGACACUCCGUGCGCAAUUAUCGAGCGCGCCUCCUGCAGCGACCAACGCGUCAUCCGGUCCACAUUGGAGCAUGUCAGCGCAGCCUUCGAAGCUGAGGGCUCGAGACCUCCCGGUUUGUUGGUGGUGGGUGCUAGUUGCCACGUUCUGCAUCCCGCUCAGGGUCAGAAAUGGGUCGUCGAGGAGGGAUUUCGGGAGUUGGAUGAGUUGCUUACGGAGGCUACCUGUCGGGAUGAGGCUUUAUGAUCGUUAGGGACGGUUUUCACUAGAUCUGGAUUUUGUUGCAUAGAUACCCACCCACCCCAUAGAUGAAAGAA